AUGUGGGCAAGGAAUCUUAUGGCCCGAGCCUUGUAUGACAAUGUCCCGGAGUGUGCCGAGGAGCUGGCUUUCCGCAAGGGAGACAUCCUGACUGUCAUCGAGCAGAACACGGGGGGGCUGGAGGGAUGGUGGCUGUGCUCCUUACACGGCAGGCAGGGCAUUGUCCCCGGCAACCGUGUGAAGCUUCUGAUUGGCCCCGUGCAGGAGACCUCCUCCAAUCAGGACCUGCCCACGUCGGGACUGGGGCCGCCACCCUUUGGCCAACAGAAGCUCUAUCAAAUACCAAACCCACAGGGCGCCCCUCGAGACAGCAUCUACCAAGUGCCACCAUCCUACCAAAAUCAGGGAAUUUACCAAGUCCCCACCGGCCAUGGGACCCAGGAACAAGAUGUGUAUCAGGUGCCACCUUCAGGGCAGAGAGGCGCUGGGGGCGCUAACGGUCCCCACCUAAGUAAAAAGGUGAUCACGCCGGUGAGGACAAGCCACGGCUAUGUGUACGAGUACCCGACCAGAUACCAAAAGGACGUCUACGAUGUCCCUCCUUUCCAGACGGCUCACGGGGUGUACGACAUCCCACCGUCCUCUGUGAAGGGCCCCGUGUUUUCUGUCCCAGUGGGAGAAAUAAAGCCUCAAGGAGUCUAUGACAUCCCUCCUAGCAAAGGGGGAUAUUCCACUCCACCCUCCGGCUACAGAGACGAGGCCGGGCUCCGGGAGAAAGAGUACGACUUUCCGCCUCCGCUGAGACAAGCGGGCAGGCCUGAGGGCAUCUAUGACAUCCCCCCGACGGGCGCCAAGCCCCUGGGGAAGGACCUGCACCCUAAGUACAACGGCGACGCCCCCGGGGCUGCCGAGCUGGCCCCGCGGAGACACGGGGGCGCGUCCCUGACCCAGCCGGCCCCCCAGCCGGCCCCACCCGUGGGCUCCCAGAACAACGAUGCCUACGACAUCCCCCGGGGCGUCCAGUUUCUGGACGCGCCAGCAGAAACCAGCGAGAAGGCCAGCCCGGAAGAGAGGGACGGGGUGUACGACGUGCCGCUGCACCAGCCGCCGGAAGCCAAGGGCCCCGCGGACGUGGUGGACGGCAUCAACCGGCUGUCCUUCUCCAGCACGGGCAGCACGCGGAGCACCAUGUCCACGUCCUCCACCACCUCCAAGGAGUCCUCGCUGUCCACCUCCCCGGCGCAGGACAGGAGGCUCUUCCUGGACCCGGACGCGGCCCUCGAGCGCCUGCUCCGGCUGCAGCAAGCCCUGGACGGGGCCGUCUCCAGCCUGAUGGCGCUGGUCACCACGGACUGGCGGAGCUACGGCUACAUGGAGCGGCACGUCAACGGGGUCCGCGCCGCCGCGGACAGGGUGGAGCUGGUCCUCAGGGACUACCUGCACUUCGCGCAGGGCGCCGCGGCCAACGCCGCCUGCCUCCCCGAGCUCGUCCUCCACCACAAGGUGAAGCGCGAGCUCCAGCGGCUGGAGGACUCCCACCAGAUCCUGGGCCAGACCAGCCACGAGCUGAGCGAGUGCGGCUGGUCCCUGAACGUGCUGGCCGUCCACAAGCCCCACAACAAGUGGGACAGUCUGGACCGCUUCGUGAUGGUGGCCAAGAGCGUGCCGGACGACGCCAAGCAGCUCACCACGACCAUCAGCACCAACGCCGAGGCCCUCUUCAGAGCCGGCCCCGGGAAGGGCGGGCCGGAGAGCAUCACGAACUCCACCGAGUACCCGCCCGCCGGCUCCCCGGGGCAGCUGCUGCCCCCCGGGGACCACAAGGCCCCCGCCCUCAACAAGCCACUGCCCCCCAGCCUGGGCAAGGAGCAGCCCCCCGACUGUAGCAGCAGCGAUGGUUCGGAAAGGAGCUGGAUGGAUGACUAUGAUUACGUCCACCUGCAGGGGAAGGAGGAGUUCGAGAGGCAACAGAAAGAGCUCUUGGAAAAAGAAAAUAUCAUCAAACAGAAUAAGAUGCAGCUGGAACAUCAUCAGCUGAGUCAGUUCCAGCUGCUGGAACAGGAAAUCACGAAGCCCGUGGAGAACGACAUCUCCAAGUGGAAGCCGUCGCAGAGCCUCCCGACCGCCAGCAGCGGCGUGAGCGCGCAGGACCGGCAGCUCCUCUGCUUCUAUUAUGACCAAUGCGAGACCCAUUACAUCUCCCUGCUCAGCGCCAUCGACGCGCUCUUCAGCUGCCUCAGUGCGGCGCAGCCUCCGAGGAUCUUCGUGGCCCACAGCAAAUUUGUCAUCCUCAGCGCCCACAAACUGGUGUUCAUCGGAGACACGCUGACCCGGCAGGUGGCCGCCCAGGACGUUCGCAACAAAGUGAUGAACGCCAGCAACCAGCUGUGCGAGCAGCUCAAGACUAUAGUUUUGGCCACCAAGACAGCCGCGCUCCACUACCCCAGCACCCCCGCCCUGCAGGAGGUGGUCCACCAGGUGACCGACCUGUCCAGGAACGCGCAGCUCUUCAAGCGCUCUCUGCUGGAGAUGGCCACGUUCUGA
Messenger RNA from Rangifer tarandus platyrhynchus (Svalbard reindeer), 2484 nucleotides. Lineage: Eukaryota; Metazoa; Chordata; Mammalia; Artiodactyla; Cervidae. The record is from the annotation of a GenBank genome assembly.